This is a messenger RNA of Truncatella angustata, 610 nucleotides long. RefSeq lists its product as uncharacterized. The record is from RefSeq and is a predicted model, not a curated record. NCBI's taxonomy places the organism in Eukaryota, Fungi, Ascomycota, Sordariomycetes, Amphisphaeriales, Sporocadaceae. The transcript has a single exon. Gene Ontology annotation, molecular function: monooxygenase activity; iron ion binding; heme binding. The coding region runs from base 252 to 518 and encodes 88 amino acids.
GUGACAUAUUACAUUAUCGUUAAAUAUCUUAAAAUAUUCUUGUUUACCAACAUACUCUAUUUUAUUCCUUUAAACCUCGAAGCAGCGAUAGAGCCCAACAAUAUACAAACAGCCUUAUAUCGCGCCUGCGUGAGAGCUGUUCAUGGGUUGGAUCAAUCAAAGUCGACGUUGCAGUCGGCAUUUCCAUCUACGCCGCCGCACGGAGGGAGAGAAACUCCCACAACGCCGACAAGAUCAUCCCGAAGCGCUGGAUGCGCGAAGAUCCUGUACAUGACAAUGACAAGAGAGAGGCCUUGCAGCCUUUCUCCCACGGACCGCGCAACUAUACUGGCCGCAAUCUUGCCUACGAGGGGAUGAAGCUGGUCAUUACAAAUCUUCUUUGGCACUCCGAAAUAGAGUGCUGCGACCAAGGAAACUGGCUGGAUCAAAAGAUCUACUGUGGUUUGGGAGAAGCGGCCAUUGAAGAUGAAGCGCAAACCCGUCAAAGCCAACUAAAGCUUAGCGCUAUAUCCUGCUAAAGGAGGCGUAUCAUGAGACUUUAAGUAAGCAUCCUGAUCUUUUAUGUGAGAAACGAUUGUGGAAGAUGACUAAAUGUGACGGUGGUGAUGGG